AUGUGGCACAAGUCGAUGUGUGUGGCGUUGGUGGCCCUGGCCACCGGCUACGUCUUCUUGCUGGACCCCGACCUGCCGGACUCGGUGCUGGAGUACGUCUCGGCCUCCUUCCUGUACCAGCCGAGGGGGGGUCUCGCCUCCCCGGAGAGCAGCAUGGCGGCCGCCUGGGACUCGCUCAUCGUCCAGCCGGCCAAGCAGUGGAGCAAAGUUGCUGUCGGGGUCAACGCCUGCGUAGAUGUGGUCCUUUCAGGUGUGAAGCUGUUGCAGGCCCUCGGUCUAGAUUCUGGAGAGGGAUGGGACCACUCGGUCUUGCGCUCUGUGGUGGAUCUGAAAGAAUCCUUCACCCACUUCAUGGGGAAGGGCGCUGCCGCGGAGCGGUUCUUCAGCAACGCGGAAUCUUUCCACCGCAUUGCGCAGACGGCUUCGGAGUAUCCCGGUGCGCAGCUGUACGUGGGAGGAAACGCUGCUCUUAUUGGUCAGAAAAUCGCGAUGAAUCCGGACCUGAAGGUUCUGCUGUGUGGCCCGAUCGGUCCUAAGCUCCACGAGCUGCUGGAUGAAAACGUGAUUGUCCCUCCAGAAUCCAUGCAAGAGCUGGAUGAAUUUCAUCUUAUCCUGGAGUAUCGAGCAGGCGAAGAAUGGGGGCAGCUGAGGGCCCCCAAUGCCAACCGCUUCAUCUUCUCCCACGACCUGUCUAACGGGGCCAUGAACAUGCUGGAAGUGUUUGUGUCCAGCCUUGAGGAGUUUCAGCCAGACCUGGUGGUUCUGUCCGGCCUUCACAUGAUAGAGGGCCAGAGCAAGGAAGUGCGUGAGAAAAGGUUCCUGGAGGCGGUGGCCGCCAUCUCUGACAUUCCCAUGGAUGUCCCCGUGCACCUGGAGCUGGCCAGUAUGACAGACCCAGACCUUAUGAGUGAGAUCAUUCAUCAGCAGGUCUUCCCUCUCGUGGACUCGAUCGGCUUGAAUGAACAGGAGCUGCUCUUCCUCACGCAGGCGGCUGCCGGACCCCACGCCUCGCUGACGUCCUGGAACGGCAUCCCGGACGUGGGGGCCGUCAGCGACAUCCUCUUCUGGAUCCUGAAGGAACACGGGAGGACUGCGAUGAAAGCGUCGGACCUGACCCGGAUCCACUUCCACACUCUGGCCUACCACGUCCUGGCAACCGUGGACGGCUACUGGGCCAACCAGGUGGCGGCUGUCGCCGCGGGGGCCAGAGUGGCCGGGACGCAGGCCUGUGCGACGGAAACCAUCGACGCGAGCAGGGUCUUCCUCAAAGCCCCCUGGGAGUUCACCACUUCCCAGACGGGGGAGUCUUCCACCGUCUCCUUGAAUCCUAGUGCCCCUGUGUCCGAGUGGCACAGGGAUGGCAUCUCGUUCCACUACACUCCGGUGCUGGUGUGCAAAGACCCUCUGCGGACCGUGGGCCUCGGUGAUGCCAUUUCAGCCGAAGGGCUCCUUUAUUCGGAACUCUCUUCUCAAUGAC
This is a messenger RNA of Euleptes europaea (tarantolino), 1477 nucleotides long. It is a transcript of the gene ADPGK, whose product is annotated as ADP dependent glucokinase. The transcript has 7 exons. Bases 1 to 1476 code for a protein of 491 amino acids. The record is from RefSeq and is a predicted model, not a curated record. Gene Ontology annotation, molecular function: ADP-specific glucokinase activity. NCBI's taxonomy places the organism in Eukaryota, Metazoa, Chordata, Lepidosauria, Squamata, Sphaerodactylidae. Gene Ontology annotation, cellular component: endoplasmic reticulum. Gene Ontology annotation, biological process: glucose metabolic process.